This is a messenger RNA of Trichoderma citrinoviride, 810 nucleotides long. RefSeq names its product ubiquinone biosynthesis protein COQ9. Gene Ontology annotation, biological process: ubiquinone biosynthetic process. The record is from RefSeq and is a predicted model, not a curated record. The coding region runs from base 1 to 810 and encodes 269 amino acids. Gene Ontology annotation, cellular component: mitochondrial inner membrane. Gene Ontology annotation, molecular function: lipid binding. NCBI's taxonomy places the organism in Eukaryota, Fungi, Ascomycota, Sordariomycetes, Hypocreales, Hypocreaceae. The transcript has 2 exons.
AUGGCCUCCCCUUGCGUCGCCCGCACCGCGCGAUGCCUGUCCGCCUCAGCCCGCCGCCCAAUCGCCCGCCAGACAGCGCCAGCCUCGUCCUCCUGGAGAGCAAACACCACCACCCCUACUAGCAGAGCAUACCACUCGCACGAGCACCCGCCGUCGCCGCCCUUUGGCCCCGUCGACCGCGCCAUCCUGGCCGCCGCCUACAGGCACGUCCCCGAGCACGGCUUCUCCCUGCGCGCCAUCGGCCUCGGCGCCCGCGACGCCGGAUACCCCGACAUCAGCGCCAGCGUCCUGCCCGACGGCCAGUUCAGCCUCAUCCGCUACCACCUCGUCGCCCAGCGCGAGAGGCUGGCCGACAGGAGCCGCGAGCUGCUCAGCGACGAGGCGCCGCUCUCGGCGGCCGGCGUCGGCGAAAAGGUCGCUGCCCUGACGUGGGAGCGGCUGAUGGGCAACAAAGACGUCAUACACAGGUGGCAGGAGGCCCUGGCUGUCAUGGCCCAGCCCAGCUAUCUGCCCAAGUCCCUGGCCGAGCUGGCCGCUCUGUCCGACGACAUCUGGUUCCUGGCGGGCGACAAGGCCGUCGAUCCGUCGUGGUACACCAAGCGGGCGGCCCUCUCCAUGGUGUACAGCUCAAGCGAGCUGUUCAUGACCAACGACAGAUCGCCGUCCUUCCUCGAGACAAGACAGUUCCUGCACCGAAGGCUGGGCGAGGUCCAGUCUGUCGGGGGCACCAUUGGAUCCGUAGGGCAAUGGGUUGGAUUCACGCUCAGCGCUGGCGUAAAUGUCUUGAGAAGCAAGGGCGUUCCUAUCUGA